CAGGAUGAGCCCUGACCCUCCCCAUCCCGCAGCCUGCGAGGGCACCGGGGCCGGCAGCAAGUACCAGACCGUGGACUCCAGCAACAUCGACACCUUCGUGAACUGCACCAAGAUCCUGGGCAAUCUGGAUUUCCUCAUCACCGGCCUGGAAGGGGAUCCCUGGCGCAACAUCUCGGCGCUGGACCCCGAGAAGCUGAACGUCUUCCGGACGGUGCGGGAGAUCACGGGGUACCUCAACAUCCAGUCCUGGCCCAAGCACAUGCACAACUUCAGCGUCUUCUCCAACCUGGUCACCAUCGGGGGACGGAGCCUCUACAAGUGAGUCCCCGUCCCCUGCACCUCCCGUCCCCCAUGUCCCCAAUCCCCUUCCCCCCCCCAUUGUUCCCUGUCCCUGC
Oxyura jamaicensis (ruddy duck) is the source of this 395-nucleotide messenger RNA. RefSeq names its product receptor tyrosine-protein kinase erbB-3-like. The record is from RefSeq and is a predicted model, not a curated record. The transcript is spliced from 3 exons. The coding region runs from base 5 to 322 and encodes 105 amino acids. Lineage: Eukaryota; Metazoa; Chordata; Aves; Anseriformes; Anatidae.